Brachypodium distachyon (stiff brome) is the source of this 1959-nucleotide messenger RNA. Its product is annotated as CBL-interacting protein kinase 7. Gene Ontology annotation, cellular component: membrane. Gene Ontology annotation, biological process: protein phosphorylation; protein transport by the Tat complex; signal transduction. Gene Ontology annotation, molecular function: ATP binding; protein kinase activity. The transcript is spliced from 3 exons. Bases 113 to 1723 code for a protein of 536 amino acids. NCBI's taxonomy places the organism in Eukaryota, Viridiplantae, Streptophyta, Magnoliopsida, Poales, Poaceae. The record is from RefSeq and is a predicted model, not a curated record.
UUAAAUACAAGCCCCCUGUAAACAACACCAGCACCGCGGAAUCAAACCCAUACCUGGAGGAGGAAAUUAAGAGGCGGAUCUGCCUCUCGAUUGCCUUGGUGUCGCCGCCGCCAUGGCCGUCGCCAAGAGCAACAACAAGUCCGACAGCAAGCACGGCGCGCCGCUGCUGGGGAAGUACGAGCUGGGCCGCCUCCUGGGCCGCGGCACCUUCGCCAAGGUUUACCACGCGCGCUGCCUGGCCGGCGGCGAUUCCGUGGCCGUGAAGGUGCUCGACAAGCCCGGGCUCGCCGCGACCGGCAUGGACGAGGCGCGCGUGCUGGGUGAGGUGGCCGCCAUGCGCCGGCUCCGGCACCCCAACGUGCUCCGCCUCCACGAGGUUCUCGCCACGCGGUCCAAGGUGUACCUCGUCAUGGAGCUGGCCACGGGGGGCGACCUCCUCUCCAGGCUCGCAUCCCUCCCUUCGCGCCGCCUCCCGGAGCACGCCGCCCGGCGCGUCUUCCUCCAGCUCGCCUCGGCGCUCAUCUACUGCCACGCGCGCGGCGUCUCCCACCGCGACGUCAAGCCCCAGAACGUGCUCCUCGACGCCGAAGGGAACCUCAAGGUCUGCGACUUCGGCCUCGCCGCGGUCCCGGAAUCGCGCCGCGACGACGGGCGCCUGCACACGGCCUGCGGGACGCCCGCCUUCGCGGCGCCCGAGGUGCUCCGCCGCAAGGCCUACGACGGGGUCAAGGCCGACGCCUGGUCCUGCGGCGUCAUCCUCUUCGUCCUCCUCGCGGGGCACCUGCCCUUCGACGACUCCAACAUCGUCGACAUGUGCAGGAAGGCGCACCGCCGCGACUACGUGGUCCCGGGCUGGGUGUCGCAGCCGGCGCGCCGCCUCGUGGGCCGCCUGCUCGACCCGAACCCGGCCACGCGCCUCACCGUCGCCGAGCUCUCCAGCCACCCGUGGUUCAAGCGCUCCCUCAGCCUCGACUCGCAGCUCGGCAGCCUCCUCGGCGGCGCGCCAGAGCGGGACCUCCUGUUCCAGGCCCCGCCGGCGCUCAACGCUUUCGACAUCAUAUCCAUGUCGCCGGGGCUCGACCUGUCUGGACUCUUCGGCGAGAACCGGCGGAGCCGGGAGAAGAGGUUCAUGACGACGGCGUCGCCCGAGCAGAUCGUUGAGCGGCUCGGGCAAUCGGGGGCGAAGCUCGGGUACUUCAUGGUGGGGAAGAAGGGAGUAGAGCGCCUGCCGCUAGGCGGCUUGUCGGGGCUCGUGGCCAUGUCCAUGGAGAUGUCAGAGGUGGCGCCCCCUCUGAUGCUCGUCGAGCUGAGGCUUGAGGCCGGCGAUGAUGACGAAGUCCAGGCGUUCGGAUGGGACGAGCUUAGGACGGAGCUAGGGGGCGACGUAGUCAUGGCGUGGCACGGUUGCGAGGAAUUGCGGGCGGGCGCGGGGGGAGGCGCGCUCGGGUGUAAGUGCCUGUUCGGUCUCGGCGUGCCGGAGAUGGUCGUCAUCGCCGGCGUCGCGGCGCUGUUGUUCGGGCCCAAGCAGCUCCCGGAGAUCGGUCGCAGCGUCGGCAAGACCGUCAAGAGCUUCCAGCAGGCAGCCAAGGAAUUUGAAUCGGAGCUGAAGAAAGAACCAGAAGAUGGUGGCGACCAGCCUCCGCCUGCGACCCCCACGGCGGUUAGCAGCGACGGUGAAGAGCAAAAAGGGCUAGAAUCAUCUGGUAGUAAAGAAAGCGCAUGAGGACUGCCUGAGGGUCACGAGCUAGAAGAAUUGUGUAGUAUGUAAAACUGUUUGAUGCGUUUCUUUUGACUGGCGGCACAUUGUACCCUGUUUUUGAUGUUCUUGCAGGCUAUAUAGCGAUAUUAUUUGUACCCAGGAAAAAAUGUCUGGAAAUACCAUGUUCUUAAUGCAUGAGGCUGAUCGUGUGCAUCAAUUUGGACAACCUUACUGCAGUCAAGAAGUGUGGCUGAUGCAAA